Messenger RNA from Rhopilema esculentum, 3383 nucleotides. The record is from RefSeq and is a predicted model, not a curated record. Lineage: Eukaryota; Metazoa; Cnidaria; Scyphozoa; Rhizostomeae; Rhizostomatidae.
UAUCCACGUAGUUGGCGGUCUUCCGACUUUCUUUUUAGUCUUUGUUUAGUACUCACAUUGACGAGUCCUAAUUGUUUUCCAACAGGUCUGUCUCCUACUAGGUCUUUCCCCUGCAGCUUUGAAGUGCAGCUGCACCUUGCUUAUUGCAAAUGGAAAAAACAGAUCUAUCGCAAAUCUUUUCGCUCUGACCAUAAGAAGUUUUGAUUAAAUGGUAGAAUUUAUUAAAGCAUGCUAAUUAUUUUAUCAUCUCAGCAAUAAUUUAGAGGUUCUACGUGGAUUUAUUUGAGUGAAUAUUCUACCGUUUAUUUGAGGUAUUCUUCUUAUGCAAUAUUCAACUAAGUAUACCCAGUAUUAUAAUCUUGAAAAUGAUUUUAAACCCAAGUUUAUCAAGCUCGAAAAUAAAUACUUUUCCACCUUAAUGUGUAAUAAACUUAUUUAUCGCAAAAGGCUUUCCAUAGGUUUUACAAACCUGAUUCCAUCUGUGGCUGCGUCUGAAGCUUCAAAUGUGCUAGAGAAAGGGCACAGAGAAGAAAAAUGUUGUUUAUCAAUUUUUAACAAUAUAUCUUACUUUGUUAUGCAGGUAUAGAUGCUCUGUCAACACUUUUUACAUGGCCUCUGUAGAUUUAUCGUUCUAGUUUUGACCCUUUCCCUGUGCAUAGCCCAGGGACCGUUGAGAAUAUUAUGGGACGGGGGAUUGCCUAUAAACUUUUUGGCGCUCAACAUGCUUAAAACUAAGAGCAAGAUGAUUUAUUGUAUGGCUUUAAGUACACUUUUUGAAUUAUAUUAUUGUGCGAAGUCUCCUCAGCACUCCCUCCCUUGCUUCAAUGAUCGUUGGCAUGUCAUUGUUUUUUCAUGCCCAUAUCCAUGAGAAGGGACAUUGGCACAAAUACUGUAACAUUCUAAUUUUGCUUCCUACUUUCCAGUCAGUACCACGCUGUGAACCAUCAACAAACAAUGAAGACACACUGUACUGUUAUCGCAUCUCUGUGAACCCAGAUAUCAACUUCAAGGCAAGAUUUCCUACAGAAAUUUGUCAUCGUGGAGAUAUUUACGAGUUUGAUGGCUUCCUUCUGUUGACACACUGCUUGCUUGAAAGGGUACCAAAAUGUUCAUUCACUUAUUUUAAGAGACUAUACAGUAUUACACUUCAUUCAGAGAAUAUUCCUAAGAAAUUCUGCAUCAAAGACCUCGAACUAUUUCAUAAAUUGGUUUUUGAAGAGUAUUUUGAAAUCUCGGAUUGGAACAUAAGCGGUAAAAGAGACAGCUGCAGAAUAUUUCAUUUUAUGCCACGAUUCAUUCUCACUAAAGAUGGGGGCUCAGCUACAUGCAGUGGAACUGAAUCAGAACCGAGGUACCUUUCCAUGCUCCAUGUGCUGAAACACCUUAUGAAAAGUCACAAGCCCCUACUCAAGCGUGAGGAUUUCGAUAGACGGAGAUCGUUUUUUGAAGAGGAAGAGAGAACAAUGCGCGAAAGCCUUGUGCAUUUUCCUGGAAGGAAACCAGCAUGUUUACGAUUGGAUGGGCUAAGACCAGGGGGCUUUCAAGGCGAUAGGUAUCCGGAAGUCUUACAUUAUAGUGGUGAUACACCAAAAAGCGACCCCGCAAAAAAUCGAAUUUAUGAGAAGCUGAGACGGAAAAGAGACAAUCUAAGAUUUGUUGUUGAAGAUUGUGUUCUGCCAGUGAAAAAACAACUUGAGGAUCUCAGAAAUAUAGAGAGAGAAAUGGAAAAGAUGAAAAGGAAUAGGAAAAUGAAUCGUCAAAGUAGAGUGUGGCUUUCUUCAAAAAACUGCUACAGAACUGGUUUAAUGACUGACGUGUUCCAGCAUACAAUUCUUCUAUAUGCAAUCACAGAUCACAUAAGAUAUCACAAAAGCCUUGAUCUUCUCGAAAGGAAGAUUAACUACAGGUUCAAGAACAGACUUUUCUUGGAGACUGCACUUCAUCACGUCUCGUUACCAAAGAGACUUACCCAAUUCAGUCACAUCCACGUUUCAUAUUUCAACUGCGGCUUCUCGAAUGUAGAGCUUGGAGAUGGAGAGAGCCUAAGGAAAUACUCAAAGAGAAAAGGUCUUGAAAAUCUGUCUGGAACUAUGUCAAAGUUAGCCGAAACAGAAGUACAGCUGUCCUCAUUACGUCAUAAUGAAUCGUUGGAAUUUCUUGGAGAUUCAGUUCUCGAAAUCAUUGUGAGUUCACGACUGUUUUUUCUAUUUGGAACCAAAUCUGAAGGGGAACUGUCAAAAUUCAGGUCAUUGCUCGUUGGCAAUGCACAGCUGGCCGAAAUAGCAAAGAGAUUGGAACUGCAAGACUUUAUGUUGUUUGGACAUUCUGAUUGGCCCAAGGCCCGAAUGGAUCAUUCAUUGGCAAACUGCGUUGAAGCGAUUCUAGCUGCUGUAUUCCUUGAUGGAGGCUACGAUCAAGCAGACAAACUCCUGCAGUUUCUUCAUUUUGAAGAGAAAGAUUUGGGCAGAAUCUGGAUGGAUACGCCGAAGCAUUUAUUGCAGGCGAGAGCACCCGGAAGUGACAGACAUCUAAUCGAAAGGUCUCCGCGACUUCAGGAACUUUUGAAACUCGAAGAUCGACUUGGCCUAACGUUUAACCAUAUCAGCCUCCUUGCUCGUGCAUUUACCUGGUCUGCCGCGGAUGACGAUACUCUAACUUGUGGAAACAACCAGAGACUAGAGUUUCUUGGAGAUUCUGUGCUGAAAUUCAUCAUAUCUGACUAUGUGUACCGACAUUUUCCCGACCACCAAGAAGGACAUUUGACUCUGCUUCGUACUUCUCUGGUGAACGCAAAGACUCAAGCUACUGUCUUUCGAGAGCUUGGCAUGGAUGAAUUCAUUGAUUUUGCAAAAGAAACUGAAACCUACAGCUGGAAAAUCUUUGCAAAUAUGUUUGAAGCAUUUAUUGGAGCAGUUUUUGUGGACAAAGGGAUUGAAUAUUGUAAGAAAAUAUGCGAAGUUACUCUUUUUGGAAAGCUUGAGAGCUUUAUAAUAAAUCACGACUGGCUGGAUCCAAAAUCGAAACUCCAGAACUGCUGUGCCUAUUUGCGAUCAGAGAAUAACAAGCUUGAAAACCCAAAUUACAAGAUCUUGGAAGUUUCUGGGCCUCUUCCCCAUCGGACAUUCAAGGCCGCAGUUUAUUUCAGAAACGAUCAGCUGGGAGUGGGUAUUGGGAAGACCAUUCGUGCUGCUGAGUCUGCCGCUGCUCUCAAUGCCUUGGAAUCCAAUCAUUUUGAGGUGCAAGAGAGGCAGAACCGUGUCAUUAACGAGAAGUAUGGCAGGAAAAGGAUCAAUGUUGGAAACUCACCAAGUUUUCCGUUGCCAGCAAAGAGAUCGCGAGAAGAAGACGAGGACAACUGGGAGCCAAAAUGGAUAUAUAUCUGA